This is a messenger RNA of Aspergillus steynii IBT 23096, 954 nucleotides long. Its product is annotated as short-chain dehydrogenase/reductase SDR. The coding region runs from base 1 to 954 and encodes 317 amino acids. The record is from RefSeq and is a predicted model, not a curated record. Lineage: Eukaryota; Fungi; Ascomycota; Eurotiomycetes; Eurotiales; Aspergillaceae. Gene Ontology annotation, molecular function: oxidoreductase activity, acting on the CH-OH group of donors, NAD or NADP as acceptor. The transcript is spliced from 5 exons.
AUGACGAGACCUGCGGGAUUGCGUAGCUUACUGAAACUGGCUCCUAUCAGGGGGCCUUGCAAACCUCGACACUAUAACACCCUACAGUACCACCGGGCACAUGCUGCCACCGUUCCAGUUGAAGCAGAGGCCUACAGACGCACAUUUUCCUCAGUCGCAAUCCCAUCAGCUCCUCGGGAAGCUAUAUUGUCUAGGAUUUUGCUAGAUGGCAAGGUGACUGUUAUCACGGGCGGGUCCAGAGGAAUUGGAUUAACCCUGGCACAGACAGUAGCAAGUCUGGGCAGCGACGUGGCUAUCUUGGAUGUGCAGGAGCCUGAGACAAGAAUUCCAGAGCUGGAAAAGACAUACGGGACUCGCUUCUCCUUUGAGCGACUAGACGUGACCUCCAAGGACAGCAUGGAGAACGUAUUCGCGAAGGUAGUGCAGGACAUGGGAAGAAUCGAUAACUGCAUCACCUGCGCCGGAGUCGCCCUCGACAAGCCCUUCCUAGAACACACAUGGGAUGAAUCCCGUCGCAUCCUCGAUAUUAACAUCCUAGGCUCCUUCUUCGCUGCCCAACUCGCCGCCAAACAAAUAAUCCAACAAAACACCAGCGGCUCAAUCAUCAUGAUCGCGUCCAUCGCAGCCCACUGCGCGAUCCCUGCCCAGCGAGUCUCCAUCUACGGCGCCUCCAAGGCCGCAAUCAAGCUCCUUGGCAAGACGCUCGCCGUGGAACUGGCCCCGUACAACGUCCGCGUCAAUACGCUCUCGCCGGGAUUCAUCGAGACGGAGAUGACGAAGCAGUUUGUAGAUAUCCAGGACGUGCUUCGGACUACGCCACCGAUGGGGAGGAUCGGGCAGGUGGGGGAUUUGGCUCUUGCGGUGGCUUAUUUGCUGAGUGAUGGAGCUGCGUAUACGACUGGGGCGGAUGUGCCUGUUACGGGGGGGUUGCAUGGUGGGAGGAUUGGGGUUUAG